UGCGGUGUGCGUCCCGGAGGAGAGGGGGCUGCGCAGGGCGGGGUGCGGGGUGACGCUCUCGGGGGUCUGUGCCUGCCGGUUGCACCUGCUGAGAAAGCGGGUGGGCGUUUGUCCCGGCGAGGAGUGCAGCACAAAAGAAGGGAGGUACGAAACUAACAGCGCGAAAUAGAAAAGUUUUGUCGUGGCUUGAUUUCAGCUUAGAGAGAAUGGAUUGCAAAGGGGGAAAAAAAUGUUUAUACUGGCACAACUGUGACUAAAUAAAUGGACUGAUUGCCCCAACACACCACUUGUGAGAUGGCUUCAAUAGUCACUGCAAUAACCCACUGCCGGUGUAAAACUGAUGGCUGCUGAGCUGUGUCCGCCAGGUCACAGCUGCUAACUGUGAGAAGCAUCUCUGUGAAUUUUAAAUAUUAGGUUUGUCAGCACAGAUUGAGUAGAUUUUUCCCUGCUGUGCAGAGAUGUACGGUCAAGAGAGGGUAACGUGGGAGUCCUGGGGAUUUGGUACAGUUGGGGUGUCAGUCUGUCCCUCCUCACAAGUGUCAUUUCAUUGUUGUGAAAUCACUGAAAUGUCACAGUGUUUGGCCAACUGCACGUCCCCGGGCUUGAUGAGACCACAGCUGUCCUUGGUCCCCAAUGUGCUGCUCCUGCCAGGAGGUAUCUCAGAAGGGCUGGAAGGAGCAGAGCCUGAAGGAAGAGCUCACCCAAAUGGGAGUUAAUUUGGAGUGUGGUUCCCUUUGAAGCCUGAAUAAAUCUCUGUGUGAGCAAAAACAGUGCUAUGGGUUGUGUGGUAACUGAGAAGAAACAUAACACACAUCUAUCCAGCCUUUUAAGCAGCUGAUGAAUCAGCACCUCUCUGCACACUGGAGGAUGCUUAUGAGCACAAAAGGUUUUGUUUUGUUUUUUUUUUUUUUUUUUUUUCUGGAAUGACCUAUUCCAAAAAAGCAUCUCAGAUGUACAGUGAUGUAGUCAGGCCUAUGUAAGAACAUAACCUUUACUUACCCUUUUUUUGUGACUACUGUUUAUUAUUAAAAUCCUGCUUCCCCUGUUUUCUACAGAAACAUUUCAAUGUAGAUGUCAGAGUUCUCGGCCCACUAAUUAGCUGUUUACUCAGAGACAUAUGGGCUGGCCAAAUCUUAGGCAGUCACCUAAUUUGCCUCUGUGCCUCAUGGCAGGAUUUGAUUAGGACUGUCAUUGCAGGUUGAUGUUUGUCUAUAGAUGCCCAGUGACAGUUUGUUUCAGUCCUCAGGCAUCUGCCUCCCUAUCCAACACUGACAACUUUCCCUGACAUCUAACCUGAAUUUUACUUGUAAUUAUCUUCUAGUCCCAGCCCAAUGGACUUGGAGAGAAGCCUUAAUGUGUUACAAGUCUUCCCUUAACUUGCCUCCUCACUGGUACUUUCUAGGCUCUCGCGGUAUCCUUGGCUGUGCACUGGCUUCUCUUCAUCUGCUCCCUGGCUCUCCGAAGUGCAGUAUCUGAGCUGGACACAGUGCACGUGAGCGGAGGCUUUAUCAGUGCGGCACAGAGCAGAAGAAUUACUUCAUGUGUCUUGCAGAGGACACUUUUCGCUGGCCUGGGGUGUCUUUUUCGCAAGUGCACAACAUUGUUUAUUCCUCUUCAGUUUAUGACGCUUCAAAACCCCAGAUCCUUUUCUGCGGAACAGAUACCUAAUCAUUUGACAACUGAUUAUUUAUGAUAAUGUCUAAAUAAAGUUGAGAGCUUGUCUAUAUUGAACGGCACCCAAUUUCUAUCAAUUUGCCAAGAACUUAUUAAAUUCUGGUCUUAGCCUCCAAAGCCCCCACCUCUCCCAGCUUGUGUCACCUGCACAUUUAAUAGGGUUCUCUGUACUUGCAAUCCACAUUGUUAAGGAAUGUAAGUUGUUAGCCGCCUUCUUGCCAUUCCUAUAACUCUGUCACAUAUAGCUCUGUUUUCUGCAGGCCCUUCUCUAGGCUCUUGGCUUGGUUUCUGCUGCUUGUCCUGCUUGUGAGCCUGUGUUAUCCAACCCUGUGGAUCACAGCUCAGCUUUAGAAGCUCGUCUUGCUCUGGUACAGGUAACUUCUCAAAAUACCACUGGCUCUAUGGCAAGAGCAUUGGCCAAGAUGGUAUAAAAACAUUAGGCAAAACCUGCACAGUUUUCCAGCAAUGUUUGAAUUUCAUUUUCUGGGGAAGAACAACUUGGGGUAUGAGCAGUGCUCAGUAGGUAGCUAGCUAUAUACUAUUUCUUUUCAGUCACUGAAUAAACAUUCCACUUUUCCAAAGUUAUUAGAGAAUUAUCAGUCUACGGUAUAUAAUUAACCCCCAAUAAAUAAAUGUAUAAAGUAAAACCAUUUCUGGGCUAAACUGUGUGCUUGUAUGGAGCCUUCCGUCCUGUGGUUAAAUCUGUAGUUCCCUUUUUCAAUGCAUGCUUGUCUAACUUAUCAUCUGCCAUAAUUUUUGAAGUACCUAUCACAUUUGUACUUGAAAGACAGCAGUUAUAAAAGAAACCCGCAGGGAGAUGACCCAGAGGACGCUUGAACAAACAGAGCAGACUCUUCACAGAACUUUUGAGACUCUGCAGCUAUCGGCCUCUGUAAAAUGGUGACAAGGCACAUAUGCUGAUACAUGGCCAUUUUCAUUUACCAUCUAAAAAUUAUGGCCAGCAUAAUGAGAGUUUUUCUGAUCCUCCUUUGGACAAUGGUUCAGCAAAACAUACCUCAAGCUGCAGGAGUUCAGGUUUUCCCACCUGUUAACUUCACCCUUACAGUCUCUUCAUUAGCACAAGUACUUUUACACUGGGAACCAAACCCUAAUCAAGAACAAAAAAACUACACUAUUAGAUACGAUGUGAAAAUCCUAAGCCCUGUGCCUGAAGAGUAUGAUACAAAGAAGACUCACAGUAUCCGAACAGCUGCACUUCACAAUGGUUUCUCUGCACACGUUCGGACGUUACUUCUCCGUAAAGACCUUCAGAUGAGAAGUGAUUGGGUGAAGGAAAGUCUUCCACCUCCACCAGGUGCUCCGGGGACAUCUGUCACUAAUUUAUCCUGUGUUACUCGCAUCACCAUUUCUAGUACUGUUUCUCUCCACUGCUCUUGGCUUCCUGGCCAAUGGGCACCAGAAGAUACCAAGUACUCCCUAUUUUACAGGUAUGAGACAUAUACUGAAGAAUGUCAAGAUUAUAUCAAAGACAAGUGGAACAGGAAUACUGAAUGCAGAUUUUCAGUGACUCAUAUUGAUCCUGAAGAGGUUGACAAGCUCGUUGUGAUACACAUUAACGGGUCUAGCAAGUAUGCUGCAAUUAAACCUUUUCAGCAGUUAUUUAACCAAAAUGCCAUUGAGAAAGUGAAUGUUCCCAGAAAUGUCACUGUAUUCUUAGAGCAAAAUGAUCUCCUGGCCACAUGGGAGAAGCCAAUUUCUCCUUUCCCUAAAGAAUGUUUUGAAUAUGAAUUUUACCUCUUCAACUUGAAGUCGGGUAACAAGCAGAUACUGAAAAUAUCCUCAAAUGACUUCAGAUUACAGAUUGAUGUUACCAGCAGGUAUUCCAUACAAAUAAGAGCUAAUCAUCGCAUAUGUCGUACCAGAGGAUUUUGGAGUGACUGGAGUGAAAUUACUUAUGUUGGGCAAAACAAUCUGGAUAAUUCUGUAACCUGGAUUCUCACUGUGCUUUGUGUGUCUACGUGCUGCACAUUCCUGCUAGUUGCUAUAAUAUGCAAAAUGAGAAGUCUGCCUUUAACCCUGGAGAAAGCUGGCGAGAGCAUCUUUCAUGGCUAAAAUGUACAGAACAGCAUUUUCUCGGUUGUGUCUAGUUCAGCCCGAAGACCUACACUUUGAAUUUCUGUAGCUGUUACUGGUCAAAUCGUAAGUGGUGAAUUAAAGAAUCAAUGUAAUUACAAGUUUCUCCCCUGAAACAUGCGUCAAGCAGCAAUUAUCAGUCCAAAAUAAACACAGCUCCUAGUAAUGUGAGUGCUGUCCUCAACUCUGCUUAUUUCUCAUUAAUUUUUUUAAUGUUUUUUUUUUUUUAAUUUAUUGGUCAUCCUGAUGUCUUCUUGGCUAUUUUCCUUUCCAUAGCACAUUUUCUUUAUCAAAUAAAGGUCUUGUCUACAGGAAUGUUCUGUUACAAUAACUGUUAUUAACUCUCCACAAAGUGUCUAGUGUCUAUGAUAACCUGUUCUUAAAUCAGUUUAAUUAGCAUAACAGGUCUCAAUAAGCAAUCCUUUUUGGAACAAGACGGAUUAACUCCCCAGAGAGUUUAUUCAUGUUGUGCUUCAUAUGCAUUUGUUCCCAGCUAUGCUGCCUUGGUGUAUUGGUGGAAAUCCUCAAACUGCUCUUACUCACAUAAUUGAUUCUUUUAUGGUUUGACCUGUCUGUAUAGCUGUAGGUCCUCCAUUGUUCCAGCAUCAUCUUCAUCAGCUCUCUCCUCUCUCUCUGGGGCAGCAAAACACCAACACCAGUUAGAUUCAGUAGCAGUUAAUAGCAAACAUACUGCUCCGUGUUUUUCUGUAGAGUUCUGCAAGUAUUUGGAUAUUAUGCAAUUACUCCCUGCAGAGAACAUGAAACAGAUAUAAGGGAAGAAACAGGUAGAGGGAAGGACUUCUACUCAAGGACCAGCUUGAAGAUGCUAUAACUAGUUCAUUUUAUGAAUUUUAAUAUGUUAGGCAAAUAUAAGCUAUCUUUUCCAGGUUCAGCUGCUUGAUGUUACAUUUGUUGCCCCCAGGACUUUCUCACUUCCUGGCUAAUACAUAAUUCCCUAGCACCCAAAGGUUCAUUAUAUUCCAUCUUUGUCAAAGAGAUUAAAAUUUUAUCUGCCUGGUGCACUGAAUUUCAUGAAGUUGCUAGCUUUACCGCACACUUCUCAAACUGUUGCUUGUUCAGAGUCCUUGACACUUCUCUAAUCCUCCAGCCUGCCCUGGGAGGAGAUGGGAAGUGUGCAAAGAUAAAAUGCAGUGCUUAGCCUGCUCAUUUGUUGUAUCUGCAGAUAUUAAAAAAAGAAAAAUAGAACAGGUUCCCUAGAUCACAGUUUCAUUAGCACUCUCAGUUUUUAGUGCUCUUGAAAAUUCAUGAAGUGUACCGUGCAAUUCAAGCCACAGAAUCAUUUUGAAUUUCAUACAAUUUGAUGCCAUUGUAAGGAAUUUCAUUAUAGCAAAGAGUUCUAUAAAUUUUUCUGUGUACUUCCUGGUGAUUGCAGGCACCAGAGAUACAGACCACUGUUCAGGAGAAAUGCUACAGGGCAAAGUAGCCAUUUGGAACUGUUUGGAUAGUCUUUUCCCUUCACUUGCUUGCAGUAGCUGAUGGGGUUACUGUCUUGAUAAAAAGCACAAUUGAAAGUUUUCCUACUUUGCCCUCUGUCUUUAUGAACGAGCAUCUUCUCUACUUCUUAGACUGUGCCUUGGAAUAACAUUUUCUCCUGGAGGUGAGCCCACAGGAGGAUGUAGUUAAUAACUUGCUCCCAGCUGCCCUCCACUUAAUUGACAUGAGGACAGUCAGUGGCCCUUCAUACCCUGACCUCCUGCUCAUCCUGACCUCCACCAGGUACCCCCCCUGCCUUUUGCACCCCCCCAGUCCAUGACCAGCAGUCACCAGCCACCUGCCACAGGGAAGUCAUUUGGAAAAUGUCACAGAGAAUCUCAGGGGAGGCAAACCACUAGAAAAGGUACUCUAACAUACUGUGAAAACAAAUAUUUUAUCAAUUUCAUCAUAGCAGUUAGAAGAGGGAAAAGAAGAACUUAUUCUCUUACUUAUCUUUAUUUAUCUUUGGCCUUUUCAUGUCACAGCUGGUGGGAAAAGUGGCAAAUUUCAUUAGGACACACACAGCACAAUAACGAGUCCCUGAGUUAAGGCAUGAGGGUCCCAUGGGGAGCUUCCAAAGCCCAAAGGUCCAAGUAGCACUAAUGGAAAAGGCUAUGCUCUAACCCACGUAGACACAAGCAGAGAUAUCCAGAACACUUUUUCUGACAAGAUGUUUAAUCACAUAACUGAAACUUUUCAGUGUUCUGCAAAAAAGAACAGGACCAUUCUGAGGGCAUCACUGUCAGCACCCCCACAAACGCCUCACUGCAAAGACUCUUGCACUUGAGGGGCAGGGAGCCCCCACAAACCCAAGUGUGCUUCUGCCUCAUUUCUGUUGGGUGUUUGUGCCCCCCUCAAGCGUUUCUGUUCCAGAAGUGAUAUGUAACCUAUGCAUUUUUCUGGCUCAAUAAAUAACUUUGAUAUGGCUCCAUCAACAUCUUUCAUUGACCCAACUAGAAAUGCGCCAAUUCCAAACAAAUCCAAAUCUUGCUGGUUACAUUGCACAGCAAUAACAUAAAUCAAAACCUCACUCAGAGCUGAAAUAAGGUAGAGGUGACAUCAUGCAGCCUCCAGCAUCUUCCUUCUGAAAGGCUUGGGAGACCUGAUGGAGUGCAGGAACCGUGAAGACAACAGCAGUUGCAAAGCUGACCUGGAUGUGGUCACAAAGACUUAACCCUUAUGAGGAAAGCUGGGAAGAGUAGACAUAAUACCAGGCACUGGAGUGUUAAUACUGGCAAUCA
Columba livia (rock pigeon) is the source of this 6503-nucleotide messenger RNA. It is a transcript of the gene IL5RA, whose product is annotated as interleukin 5 receptor subunit alpha. NCBI's taxonomy places the organism in Eukaryota, Metazoa, Chordata, Aves, Columbiformes, Columbidae. The record is from RefSeq and is a predicted model, not a curated record. Gene Ontology annotation, molecular function: cytokine receptor activity; protein binding. The transcript has 10 exons. Gene Ontology annotation, biological process: cytokine-mediated signaling pathway. The coding region runs from base 2599 to 3747 and encodes 382 amino acids. Gene Ontology annotation, cellular component: external side of plasma membrane; membrane.